AAAUUACUGUGGAAAAUUUUAAACAUGUGCCUAUAUGGAUCCAAGUUUUUGGAAUUCCUCUUCAUAGGAUUAAUAAGUCUUUGGGUAUGGAAAUAGCUAGCCAUUUGGGGAAAUUUUUGGAAUUUCAUAAUAAGAGAACAUUUAUGAGAAUUAGAGUUUUAUGGGAGUCAUCUAAACCUUUGGAAAAAGGAAUGAAUUUCGAAUCUGAAAAUGGCAAAAUUUCCAUGAGUAUCUCUUUCCGAUAUGAGCGCAUAUCAAAAUUUUGUUAUUAUUGUGGAUGUCUGGAUCAUAUAGAUAGGAAUUGUUUGGAUUUAAUGGAAAAAAUAGAGGAAGGGUAUAAUCCACCAAUGAAUUAUGAUGAUCAAAUAAAAACAGCGGGUUUGGAACAUAUGAUCCCAUCUAUUCCGUUAGCAAUAAAUUGGCAUGGGGAUAUAAAUAACACAUCUUUGAGUAGAAGAUUGUUAGGAGCAACAAGAUCGCACGAAGAAGAUGCAAGUGUGAGUUUUUCUGAAAAACGGGUUAAAGUGAAUGAUGAUGGAAAAGGAUUUCCCACAAAUGACUUUAUGGAAAAAGGAGAGCAAAGUGAGGAUAAAAGAGUAAGGGGAGAGACCAAAGGAGAUAAGGAAGAAUUAAAAGCUAAAGAAUUUCUCUUGUCUGAGGGAGAUCAAGGAAAUGAGGAAAUGGAUUUUUACUCUGGAAUUUUCCAGUAUGGCAAUGAAGGAAGCAAAUGAAGGGACUUAAUAUUAUUUUUGCAAGAUUUUAGUUUAUUAAAAUAAUUUUCAAGGAAUAAUGAUUAGUCGGUUUCAGUUAUUUGGAUUAUUGUUUUGAAUGUUUUUUGGAAGUUUAUUUAUCGGUUUUGUUGACAAUGGAAAUAAGUAUCUUCUUAAGUAUAAGAAGAGUGUUUUCUAGUUUUCAUGUUAAUGAAUUUUUGCUCAAGUAAUGUCUUAAAUAAAAGUUUGGUUUUGCAUGAUAAUUAUUAUUUUAGUGUUGCAUUUUUUACAUAAAAUAUAACUUUAAUUUAUUAUAAUCGAAUAUUACACUUAAAGGUCA
This is a messenger RNA of Cannabis sativa, 1050 nucleotides long. RefSeq lists its product as uncharacterized. The transcript has 2 exons. The record is from RefSeq and is a predicted model, not a curated record. NCBI's taxonomy places the organism in Eukaryota, Viridiplantae, Streptophyta, Magnoliopsida, Rosales, Cannabaceae. The coding region runs from base 87 to 731 and encodes 214 amino acids.